AUAUCAGAGUAACACUCUCUCUCCGCGUUAACACAUUUUCAACUUUCUUUCUUUUUUCCUUACAUUAAAUUAUUCUUUAAGUUUCAAGUAUGCGUGAUUAAGUACUAUAUCGCGUAUGAAUGUUGGAUUUUUAGUAUGAAUAGUUAAGUCUUAUAUCGAUUAUGAAUCUCUUAAAAGACAGCUCAUGUACUUAAUAUCUUUAAAUUUUUGAAUAGAGAUAUAUCGUCUCCCUCUCCCGUAAUCUUAGUGCAUUGAUACGUUGUUUCUCUCGAACUCCCCAACAAUCGGUCAAUUAUUGGAUUACAUCAUAGACACUUCACCACCUUCAUUCGUUAGAUCAGUAGUUUCUCACUUUCUUAUGGCUCACAACAACAUGCGCCACCUUCAUCAUCCUAAUCAAUUUGAUAUUCAGCAAAUUUUAUCAGAGGCACAAUAUAGAUGGCUACGUCCACCUGAAAUUUGCCAAAUUCUCACUAAUCAUAACAACUUUCAGAUUGCUUCUGAACCUUCAUAUAUGCCUACAAGUGGUUCACUUUUCCUAUUUGAUCGGAAGGUGACGCGAUACUUUAGAAAGGAUGGUCAUAAUUGGAGGAAGAAAAAAGACGGAAAAACUGUCAGGGAAGCUCAUGAAAGACUCAAGGUUGGAAGUGUGGAUGUAUUGCACUGCUACUAUGCUCAUGGAGAACAAAAUGAUAAUUUUCAAAGACGAACUUACUGGAUGCUCGAGGAGGACCUCUCACACAUUGUUCUAGUCCAUUAUCGCGAAGUGAAGGGAGCCAAGGCAACUUUAAUAUGCACCAAAGAAAAUGAAGAAUCUCAUCCUCAUGCUCAACAAACAUACAAAGUUAUGUCCAACACAGAGAUGGAGACUUCUUUACCGUCUAGCACGAACACUGCACAAUCAUCAGAAUAUGAUGAAACUGAAUCAGCAUUCAAUAGCCAUGCAAAUUCAGAUUUCUACUCUUUUCUUGAGCUGCAACACCCUGUUGUUCAGAAGAUUAAAGCUCAAAUAGCUGAUUCUAACUGCCCUCUACCAUUAAAAGAUGAUCAACAAAGGUUACCUGUCAUUCCUAAGGUGGAUUAUAUCUCACUCAGUCAACCUAAUGAAACCAAAUGCAUUAAUAAUAUUGGACUGACAUGUGAGCUCUCAAAAAUCCUUGGCUUCUCAUCAUGCCAAGAUAUCUUAGAAAAUCAUUCUGGAAGUCAUAAUGUGCCUUUUCAGCCUUCUUUUCCUGAAACACAAUCCAAUAACAUGGGAAUCAAUGGUACUUCUCAAGGAUAUGAGCCUUCCGGUUUUAUUUCUUUAAGCACGUCAACUUGGCCCAAUGAUAGUGCGUAUUCAGUCUCGACGUGUGAGGUUAGUUAUAACGACAAUGAGAAGGAAGUUAAUGAAGUUGAUUUUCAACAAACCUUGGAACAAUUCCUUAUUCAUCCACACCAACAACACAAGGUUCUUAUGUGGAAUAGCCCUCACGAAAAACUUUUAGAAGCAGAAGAGUUAAAAUCGGAUCUAGAGGUUGGUAGAAGCCUAGAUGAAAUACAAGCCACUCAUUUUACUUCAAAGAAGACUCUAUUAGAUGUAUCUCUGGCAGAUGAGGGCCUGAAGAAGCUCGACAGUUUCAAUAGAUGGAUGAGUAAUGAACUAGGAGACGUGGAAGAAUCGAGCAAAAAAUCCACUUCAAGUGCUUAUUGGGAUACAGUUGAAAGUGAAAAUGGUGUUGAUAGUAGAACUAUUCCUUCCCUAGUGCACCUGGAAAACUAUGUACUAGAUCCAUCUAUUUGCUAUGAUCAGCUCUUCAGCAUCAUCGAUUAUUCCCCAUGCUGGACAUUUGAGGACUCGGAAAUUAAGGUUCUCAUUUCAGGGCGAUUCUUAAAGGGUCAAAAUGAAGCAGAAGAUUGUAAAUGGUCAUGCAUGUUUGGCGAGGUAGAAGUGCCAGCAGAGAUAAUCGGGAAUGGUGUUCUCUGUUGUCAUACUCCUCCGCACAAGGCUGGCAGGGUUCCUUUUUAUGUAACAUGUUCUAAUAGGUUAGCAUGUAGUGAAGUGCGUGAAUUUGAUUUCCGAGCUAAUUAUACUCAAGAAGUCAACACUGGAGGCGAAAGCAGUAGCAGCAACACUUUCGAUACUUUUAAUAGACGGUUUGGUGAACUGUUGUCUCUGGAGCAUGACUUCCCUCAGAGUUUAGAUUCAGUUAGUGUGAAUGAGAAAUCUCAACUGAGAAGUAAAAUCAGUUCAUUGUUUAGGAGGGAGGAUGAUGAAUGGGACAAACUACUGAAAUUUACUCUAGAGAAAGAAUUUCCUCUGGAGCUUGUACAAGAACAGCUGCAUGAAAAUCUUCUAAAAGAUAAGUUGCACGCAUGGCUCCUUCAGAAAACAACUGAAGAUGGUAAAGGUCCAAAUGUAUUAUAUGAAGAUGGGCAAGGUGUGCUUCAUUUAGCAGCUGCUCUUGGCUACGAUUGGGCCUUAGAACCAACAAUAGUUGCUGGUGUGAAUGUGAAUUUUCGCGAUGUAAAUGGAUGGACUGCUCUUCAUUGGGCAGCAUUUUGUGGCAGAGAGCGCACAGUUGUUUCUCUCAUAGCUCUUGGAGCAGCACCAGGAGCACUUACUGAUCCUUGCCCACAACAUCCUUCCGGUAGAACACCAGCUGACCUAGCUUCUGCAAAUGGACACAAAGGAAUUGCAGGUUAUCUUGCAGAAUCUUUCCUAAGUGCACAACUCGAGUCUAUUGAUUUGAAAAGAGGUGCGGCAGAAAGUUUUGGAACAAAAGUAGUACAAAGAGUUCAAGAACAAAACACUGCGCGACUUAACAAUGAGGGAAUCUCACAUGAACUGUCACUGAAAGAUUCAUUGGCUGCAGUGUGCAAUGCAACUCAAGCUGCUGCUCGUAUUCAUCAAGUUUUUAGAGUGCAAUCAUUCCAGAGAAAACAACAAAAGGAAUAUGGUGAUGACAAAUUUGGAAUAUCUGAUGAACGUGCUCUUUCACUAAUAGCACUGAAUGCGAAGUCGCACAAGUCUGGACAACGUGAUGAGCCUGUUCAUGUUGCUGCAACGCGAAUUCAGAACAAGUUCCGCAGUUGGAAAGGCAGAAAAGAUUUUUUGAUUAUUCGACAGCGAAUUGUAAAAAUACAGGCUCAUGUGAGAGGUCACCAGGUUAGGAAAAACUAUGGGAAGAUGAAGAUAAUUUGGUCGGUUGGGAUCGUGGAAAAGGUUAUAUUACGUUGGCGUCGAAAAGGUAGUGGUUUGCGCGGGUUUAAAUCGGAGGCUGCGGCGGAAGGUGUAUCAUCUUCCACUGAGGAUGACUAUGAUUUUUUGAAAGAAGGCAGGAAGCAAACUGAGAAAAGGUUGGAGAAAGCCCUUGCUAGGGUGAAGUCAAUGGCACAAUAUCCAGAUGCAAGAGACCAAUAUCACAGGCUAUUGAAUGUUGUAACUGAGAUACGAGAAAAUCAGGUAAAGCAAGAUUGGAGUUUUUGCAAUUCAGAAGAAACAAGACAAUUCCGCAGCCUCAUUGAUCUUGAAGCGUUGUUAGAUGAAGAUACUUUCAUGCAUACAGCUAUUUAGAAGUUGGUUUCCAUCUAUCCUUUUGGUUGUUCAUUGUAUGUAUGGGUUAGCAUUUUAUAACAGAAUAACAGAAUCAAGCAAUUGUCUCAUUUUUUAUCCUUGUAGCAAUCUUGAUUCAAGUUCAUUUGUAGUUAAAAGGAAAUCGUGUGGCCGUUUGCUAACAUUUUAUACAAAAAAUGCAUAAGCUCGCACUUAACUCUCCUGUCAUAUGCAAAUUUAUCUUAAGCCAGUAAAAAAUGCUUUAUGAAAAUUGUUAAGCCAA
Messenger RNA from Trifolium pratense (red clover), 3818 nucleotides. RefSeq names its product calmodulin-binding transcription activator 1. The transcript is spliced from 14 exons. Gene Ontology annotation, molecular function: transcription coregulator activity; protein binding; double-stranded DNA binding. Gene Ontology annotation, biological process: regulation of transcription by RNA polymerase II. The coding region runs from base 359 to 3556 and encodes 1065 amino acids. The record is from RefSeq and is a predicted model, not a curated record. Lineage: Eukaryota; Viridiplantae; Streptophyta; Magnoliopsida; Fabales; Fabaceae. Gene Ontology annotation, cellular component: nucleus.